GGGCGGGGGCGGGGGCGGGGGCGGAAGGCGGGUUGCUAUCUCAGCUUUCCCGGAGUAGUGUCAUCGGCCUCUCCUGUCUCACUAAGACCAGGAAGCACAUCCUCCGCUUCUCUCAAUCUUGAGCUACCCACCAUUUCCAAUCCCGGGUCGGAAUCCCGAGCUCUUUCCUCAAUAUAUGCGCCAAGAACAUGAUGCGCAUAGAUAUGGUGGUUGCACUUUCAUAGAUAGAACUCCGCCGAUAACUAGGUUGCUCAAACAUGAAUGUGGUUGCUUGGGCUGCAUUUUAGUACAGUUUGAUAUGCACCGACGUGUAAGUUUCCUUCUUCCUGGUUUUGGAUUGGAACCGAAGAAGGGUGAAUAAAAUCCAAUGGAAGGAUCGCGAUCGCGAACCCCUUUACUUCCUUCUGAUCUUCCAGAAUCCACCUCCUCUAAUAAUACUGGAAGCGCUCGUGGGCUGUCUGGUAUUCAGGGACUGAAGAAGAGAGGUCAUGGAAGUCGUUCUUGGAUAAAGAUUGAUCUGCAUGGGAAUAUAAGCAUUUUGGAGCUUGACAAAGCUACUAUAAUGAGACAUUGUUCGUUGCCUGGCAGAGAUCUCCGACUUUUGGAUCCUUUGUUCAUUCACCCUUCUACAAUACUAGGAAGGGAGAAAGCUAUUGUUGUUAGUCUUGAACAGAUCAGGUGUAUAAUCACUGCUGACGAUGUUAUCCUGAUGAAUUCCCUGGAUGAAAGUGUUGCUCAGUACAAGUUUGAAUUGUGCAAACGCCUAGAGUCAAACGAAGAUCAAUCUGAUGACUUGCCUUUCGAGUUCAGAGCAUUGGAGCUGGCUUUGGAGCUAACCUGCAUGUCUCUAGAUGCUCAGGCACAGCAACUGCAAAUGGAGAUAUACCCUGUGCUGGAUGAACUAGCAUCAUCGAUAAACACUGUUAAUCUGGAGCGUGUGCGUAGACUCAAAGGUCACCUCCUUGCAUUGACUCAACGAGUUCAGAAGGUCCGUGACGAAAUAGAACAUCUCAUGGAUGAUGACGGUGAUAUGGCUGAGAUGUACCUUACUGAGAAGAAACAACGGUCAGAGGGUUAUCCCUCUAGUGACCUUGGUUUUCAAACUAACACAUCACGCGAGGAAACAAUUGUUUCAAAAUCUGCUCCUGUUUCUCCAGUGGGGUCAUUCAGUGGAACACAUAAAUUGCAAAGGGCUUUUACCAGUUUUGUGAGUUCAAGCAGGCAGGGAAGCUUAUUGAGUUCGUCUAAUGGCGGAGAAAACAUUGAUAAACUGGAAAUGCUGCUUGAAGCAUACUUUGUUGUCAUCGACCAUACUCUCAGCAAGUUGUUAUCGCUGAAAGAAUACAUAGAUGAUACCGAAGACUUGAUUAACAUUAAACUGGGCAAUGUUCAGAACCAACUGAUACAGUAUCAGUUGCUUCUUACAGCGGCUACCUUCUUGGCUACUGCUUUUGCCGCUGUUACAGCAGUGUUUGGAAUGAAUUUUGCCGCCACUGUUUUCGAUCAUCCAUCUACAUUCAAUUGGGUUCUGGUUAUUAGCAGUGUUGCCUGUGGGUUCCUGUACUUCUCUUUUCUGAUGUAUUUUAGGUACAAAAGGAUCUUCCCAUUGUAAGGUAAAAGUAUAUACUUAAAUGAAAUCGACGACUCACAUUCUAGUGGUGAAACUGAGUGUUCUAUCA
Molecule: messenger RNA, 1679 nt
Organism: Malus domestica (apple)
Lineage: Eukaryota; Viridiplantae; Streptophyta; Magnoliopsida; Rosales; Rosaceae
Product: magnesium transporter MRS2-5-like
Biological process (GO): magnesium ion transport
Molecular function (GO): magnesium ion transmembrane transporter activity
Source: RefSeq, a predicted model, not a curated record